AUGUUUGAGAUGACAUCCGAUUAUCCUAAUACCCAAAUUACAGGAGUGGACAUAUCGCCCGUUCAACCAACAGAAAUAAAACUCCAAAAUGUUAAUUUUGUUAAAGCAAAUCUUUUAAAUGGAUUACCAUUUGAAAAUGAUACUUUUGAUUAUAUAUUCCAAAGAUUCUUGUUUUCAGCAAUUCCUAAAGACAGUUGGCCUGAUGUUAUGAAUGAAUUGACUAGAGUUUUGAAACCAGGAGGAUAUUUGGAGUCCUUAAGUAUGGGAUCUUUAAUUAGUAAAAAUGAUUCAAAAGAUCUGCCAACAUCCGACGAUCAUUUUACUAAUUUUCAAUAUCUCGGAGGGAGAAGAUAUCAUAACGAAUCAAAUUCUUCAUAUUUUCUUCCUAAUGAUGAUAAAGAAUGCGAUAGAUUACAUUUACAACAUUUCUUAAUUAAAAGUGUUCGUCAAGGUAAUUUUUCUGCGCCUGUUGAAGAUAUUUUAAAUAAAGAAGGUUCAAAAGUUCUUGAUGUUGGUUGUGGAGCUGGUUCUUGGACGUUUGAUAUGGCAACCAAUUAUCCAAAAUCACAAAUUGUGGGUAUUGAUAUAUCUCCCAUUCCAUCAUCAUCUGAAAUUAAACCAAAAAAUAUUACCUUUAUUCAAACAAACGUAUUAAAUGGUCUACCUUUUGAGGAUAAUUCUUUUGAUUUCAUAUUUCAACGUUUCUUAAUUCUUGGAAUUCCUGCUGAUAAAUGGAAUUUUCUUAUAAAUGAGUUGAUUAGAGUAUUAAAACCUGGUGGUUUUCUAGAGUUGAUAGAGACGUCACCAAAAUUUUCUCCAAUGGGACCAUAUACAUCUGAGCUUAUGAAAUCUGGUCGAGAAAUGUUGAUCAAAAAAAAUUUGAAUCCAAACGUAGCUUACGAGUUAGAAUCACUAAUUGCUAACCAAGAAGAACUUGAAAAUAAUAAAUGUGUAAAAUAUCAGAUUUUUUACGGCAACAAGGCUGAUAAAUUGGGUCAAACGGCUAUCUUAAAUCAGAAAAAUAUAUUUAGCACAACAAAAAUUCAUAUGAUGAAUGCGUUACAAGUGGGCUCUGAAGAGUAUGACGUAUUUACUAAAAAUGUUCUUGAAGAAUUGAGAGAAUAUGAGAGUACUCAAGAUUUUAAUUGUGUAUAUGCUAGCAAAAUAUUCUAA
Messenger RNA from Diversispora eburnea, 1173 nucleotides. Lineage: Eukaryota; Fungi; Glomeromycota; Glomeromycetes; Diversisporales; Diversisporaceae. The record is from the annotation of a GenBank genome assembly.